GCGGCCCAGACUGACGUGCUGCUCCGGGUGUGUGUGUGUGUGUGUGUGUGUGUGUGUGUAUGUGUGUGUGUGUGUGUGUGUGUAUGUGUGUAGCUGGAUCCGCCGCUGUCACUAACACAUGUAGGUAGCUGCAGCGGCAGAGCGGAUCGGCCGCGCCGUGUGUGCGUGCGAGACAGAGCGUAAACUCCCCUCGCUCCCUCGCCAGAAGGACGAAGCCCUGUCCUCCACCAGCCUCCACUUGGCCGUCGUUGUUGCAACAACCCUUCUCCCACCGAUCUACCCGAACGGAGAGGCUCCUGGAGUAACCCGCUGCCCUGCAUGCACACAGAAGUUAGCAGCCGGACAUCUCAAAGCGAGAACUUCGGUUUACCUUGUGUCGUCGGCAGCGGACACGAGACAGAAAGCGCACAUAAAGAGCUUUCAUGAUAUUUCCAGACAGCGAGCGAUUAAAAUAUCAUAAGGCCGAUCUGUUGUGGGACUGCGCUGUGCAAGACUGGCGAUUGGAUUCCUUCAUUUGCAACUGAAUUCUAGACGUGUCUUUCAAGAUCGUCGCAAAUCGUUUUUAAAAAAAGCACUCCACAUAUCCGCACGCACAUACACACACACUACCGACCAAGCGGAGAGCAGAAUCGAUCGGAUUUGCAAUUGAAAAAAAACAUAAGCAUAUAAUGGUGAACAACGGGAACUCACAGACGCCCACAGCCGGCGUGAACCGCGCGGGCCUCGCUUGGAAAACGUGCGCCGGCUGCGGGGGCAAAAUCGCCGACCGGUUCCUCCUGUACACAAUGGAUAGUUACUGGCACAGCCGCUGUCUCAAGUGUUCCUGCUGCCACGCUCAGCUCGGAGAGAUCGGCACUUCUUGCUAUACGAAGAGUGGAAUGAUACUGUGUAGGAACGACUACAUCAGAUUGUUCGGGAAUAGCGGAGCGUGCAGUGCGUGCGGACAAUCGAUCCCAGCCAGUGAGCUGGUCAUGAGGGCACAAGGCAACGUCUAUCAUCUCAAGUGCUUUACCUGUGCCACCUGCCGAAAUCGUCUUGUCCCCGGAGACAGGUUUCAUUAUAUCAACGGCAGUUUAUUCUGUGAACAUGACAGACCCACGUCCCUUAUCAAUGGACACUUGAAUCCACUUCAGAGCAAUCCUCUACUAUCUGACCAGAAGGUUUGCUGAGGUGACUUGGAGCAGUGCAGAAAAGCGUGCCUUCAUCUUUUCAAUCUGGCUCAUCGCAAGUGGACCCCACUUUGUUCCAGUAGACAGUCAUGUUUUUUGGCUGGUUUCAAUGCCAGGUACACGACGACAUUGCACACUUGUAUACCCUCGCUAGUUUGCUCUCACCAAGCUCUUCCUGCAUUCAAAGUGACUUGAGGACACCAGAUUAAGGAUUCUGUGAACCCGGGGCUAAUAACUGUUCAGAGGGUGUGGGGGUGGGGAGGGGGGUUGUGAAGGUAAAAAUCAAAUGGCCAUUGAAGGACAUCUGGGAUAAUGACAAAUUAAAUUCAUUAUUGGAGGUUUUGCGACGUGCUACGUACCUACAUUAAUAUUUAGCAGGGCACUGGCCUUGGGUUCCUCCCCUCCCCCUUGUAUUCUAUUUUUCUUUAAAACAUCCUUGGCAAAAAAAAAGUGUCGGCU
Molecule: messenger RNA, 1628 nt
Organism: Hypanus sabinus (Atlantic stingray)
Lineage: Eukaryota; Metazoa; Chordata; Chondrichthyes; Myliobatiformes; Dasyatidae
Gene: lmo4a
Product: LIM domain only 4
Exons: 5
Coding region: 669-1169 (166 amino acids)
Source: RefSeq, a predicted model, not a curated record